Molecule: messenger RNA, 426 nt
Organism: Parnassius apollo (apollo)
Lineage: Eukaryota; Metazoa; Arthropoda; Insecta; Lepidoptera; Papilionidae
Source: the annotation of a GenBank genome assembly
AUGAUUCUCUUCGCGCCUAUAAGUCAGGCCGCCAAUAAUGAUGUAAGGAGGAAAUCUAUGGACAACACUGUCAAUCUUCAAGCCUCUGUUUCUACUAGCGACCUGACUUAUAGGCGCGAAGAGAAUCAUUCCGCCUCACCGUGCAUAGAGCGGGCUCCGGAAUGGGUGCCUGACAUAGCGGCGCCAUCUUGUAUGAGAUGCUCCGCUCACUUCACGGCGUUCCGACGUCGACACCAUUGUGGAAAAUGCGGUAAAGUGUUCUGUACAUCGUGCAGUUCGAAUUUGAUCCCGCUACGGGCAGCUGCAGCCGGUGUGCGAGUGCGACGAGUGCUUCCAGUGCCGGCGCCCGCACCAGCGGCGAAGCCACGUCCAUUGUCCGUACCUCGCACAGGGUCGGGUACUACAAUAUCCUCUAUCGUUUUGUAA